Paramuricea clavata is the source of this 288-nucleotide messenger RNA. The record is from the annotation of a GenBank genome assembly. NCBI's taxonomy places the organism in Eukaryota, Metazoa, Cnidaria, Anthozoa, Malacalcyonacea, Plexauridae.
AUGAAUAUUCCUUAUUUACCCAAAGAUGAAUGGUUUGAAAAAAGUAAACCUGUAAUAAAUGAAUUUGCAUAUUUUUAUGCUAUGGAUAUACUAGAUGAUUUGAGUAUUUUGUAUUGUUUUGAAAUUUUAAUAUCAAUUGAUGAGGUAUACAAAAGUCGGAAAUUGAAAUAUCUACAACCUGAAAAGCUGAACAUGUUGUACGAGUUGUAUGUAGAUUAUAUGAGAAAUGGUGCACAGCGAAAUGAAAAAAUUUGUAAAUUUGUUGAGGAAAUGUUGAAAGAUCAAUAA